AUGCUCUGGAGUCCCAAAGAACAGUUUCAGAUUGCUCUCAAUUGUCCUUUGCAUGGUAACGAUCUACAUCCAAACCAGUGGACAAGAUGCGUUUCUGGAAAAGGUGGAGAAAAAGCUAGGCUAAUCUAUGAUUUCAUGGAAGAUAUCGUUCUUCUACAGAGAAUCUACAGGUGUGGAAAUGAUAGACAAAGACACAAAUUGCGGGCGACCACGCCCGAUGUUCAUAAUCUGCUUCCAGGAUACAUUCAAGAAUUUUUCCCCCUAGAGAUUUUCCAGAGAUGUGGUGUUUCCAAAGCUAUGGUUCAUUUCUUUGACAUCCAAAUUUUAGAGGGAGUUAGCUUUCUUAAAAUAAGCGAAGGUUUGGCGUCUUUAAACUAUCGCCAGUAUCUUCAAAGAAGAAGGAUAUAUUUCAGUGCACGCAAAUGUAAUAUGUGCAGCGUACCAGACAUCGCUGAGUUCCACAAUAAUCCUCUAUAUUCUUUUCCGAGCAAUGACCAGAUAAUGAAGAUUUUCCUCCACAAUUUUGAAAAAAACAGGGCAAUUUACGAUGAGGAGAUGAACCGAUUGACAGUUUCAUCUUUGUCUUGUGAUCACACCUUUAAAAUAAGUCGCAAUAUUGGGUUCGUCAGGGAGAAAGAUAACAAAUUUGUAACCCAGUUUCACCAAUUAUUUAUUUGCCUAAAUGAACGUGGGGAAGUUGUGGCAUGGAAAUUGACAAAGUCGACGUCCUUCAAUGAAAUUGAAGACCUUCUUAUCCAACUCAAGAGAAGGCUGUCUUUUUCUGGAAACUCUUUAAAGCUUGUUGGCGUGGAUGAUUGCUGUCAUGUUAGCAGCAAGUACAGCAAUAUCUUUCCAAACGUCUCUGUCAAACUUGAUCUGUUUCACGCAUGUCAAAGAAUAACGAGAACAUUUUCUCGACAAAGUGCUCUUCAUAAAGAAGUGUCAAAAUCUUUUGUUCAAAUAUUUCGUGACGACGAUGACCAAGGCGAGAAACGACUUAAAAGCACUGUGUACAAGGAAAAGAUGGAAAAAAAUCUUAACUCGUUUAUAGAACGCUGGAACAAUGUUCUCUUUAGCCCUCUUACAGAAGCAACUUUUAUAGAAAUUGAAAAUCUACGCAAGCACAUACAGAAAGGCUGUUUAUCAGAAAUAUUUCCAGGAUGUGGUACAGAGAGAAACGAGGGAUUGCACAGACUUUUAAACAGGUCGAUGAUUUCUGGAGCCACUACUCUUUCCGUCCAACUAGCAAUAGCAUUGCCGACUCUAUUAUUCUACCAUCACAACCAAAAAAUAUCUGCAGAAAAACAUUGUUGUAGUUCAAAAAUCAAGCCUGUGGCAACAGUCGAAAGUAAUGUCACCAGCUGUAAUGCGUUAACUGGAAAUGCUGAAUUUGAAACAGAGUCAGUUGAUGAUAAAGUUCGGCAGCCUCAGUUUUCAACAGAGUUAGAUAUAGAGGAUGGAAAAAUUUUCCAGAUUUCCGAAAACUCAUUUGCUUCGAGUAAUCCUUUUGUUAUAAUGGUUGAGACCAUUGAAGAUCUCAGUCAGGAAUCGAUUGCAGUGGCUCUAAUAAGUGCAACGUAUAACCUUUCCGAAAUGAUAAAGAAAGUAAAAGAGAAAAACAAUGAUCGUUCUUUUAAUGCUCUUGACAUUGUUCAUCUCAGCAAAAUGACAAAACUUCUUACUUCUGAAGACAACAUUGACACCGACGACCCAACGAUCAACAGCCAUAGUGAGACGCUUAAACGGCAUUUAGCCACAUUCAACCUGCAGCUGGAUAUGAGUCCAAUCUGA
Messenger RNA from Porites lobata, 1791 nucleotides. NCBI's taxonomy places the organism in Eukaryota, Metazoa, Cnidaria, Anthozoa, Scleractinia, Poritidae. The record is from the annotation of a GenBank genome assembly.